Messenger RNA from Ixodes scapularis (black-legged tick), 1004 nucleotides. RefSeq names its product NPC intracellular cholesterol transporter 1. The transcript has a single exon. The coding region runs from base 50 to 733 and encodes 227 amino acids. Lineage: Eukaryota; Metazoa; Arthropoda; Arachnida; Ixodida; Ixodidae. The record is from RefSeq and is a predicted model, not a curated record.
AGGAUUCCCCGACGUUUGCAGCACCCACACACACCGCUUAGACAGAAACAUGAGGUCCCUGAUCGUCUUAAGCCUUCUUGCCGCGUUGGCAUCGUCCACGUACGCCUCUAAAUGUGUCACGUACGGUGUGUGCGCGCUGGACGAAGACACGGACAAAGAACUGCCCUGCAGCGCCGAGACAGAGCCCGUGCCCAUGGCGAAGAGCGAUCUAACCAACGCCUGCCCCGCCCUGGCAACCUCCGACGGAAAGGAGGUGCCCGUCUGCUGCGACGCCAAGCAACUCAAUACCUUCGUUGACAGCCUCAAGCAGAUCAGUAUUCUCGGCGUGAGCAAGGAGAGCGCCUGCUUCCUCAACUUUCAGAACUUCAUCUGCCAGUCGGUCUGCUCGCCGCAGCAGUCCGACUUCAUCGCCGUGAACGCGUCCAAGUCCACCGAGAAAGGCAAGGCCCACGUCGUCGAGUCCGUGUACGCCAUCAGCAAGACGUUUGCCGAGGGCGUCUACAAUUCGUGCAAGGACACCAGCACCAUCGUCCUCGGCCUAAAGCUCAUGAAGUUCAUGUGCGGAAAGUACGGCGCGUCGAAUUGCUCGCCGGAGCGCUUCCUCGAGUUCAUCGGCUCCACAUCCGACGAGGGUGGCCAAUCGCCCUUCAAGACACACUUCCUGAUAAGCGAGGCUCCUGUGACGGUCAAUGGCAAACAGCUCACGCCGCUUAACAGGCCUCUGCAUAAAUGAGUUAGUUCGGCACAAUUACUCUGAUUGUAGGAAUGUUUUUGUUUUGUUCCUGGAUCCUGAGUUAGGUACGGAACCUAUACUCCUUACCCGAAUUUAUUACGCUUGUGAUCCAGACAUAGAGUGUUAAUUUAUUUUAGUCAUCGGCGGUUCGAAAUAAUUGGGAAGAUCUGUACCCACAGGUGCACAGUGUACGUUCUAUUUGGUUCCCGAAUGCGCUAUAGGUAUACGCGUCCGAUAAAUGAAGCAAAAUAAAAUGUAUUUGAACCUCCGC